Messenger RNA from Anastrepha ludens (Mexican fruit fly), 3364 nucleotides. RefSeq lists its product as uncharacterized. The record is from RefSeq and is a predicted model, not a curated record. Lineage: Eukaryota; Metazoa; Arthropoda; Insecta; Diptera; Tephritidae. The coding region runs from base 285 to 3017 and encodes 910 amino acids. The transcript is spliced from 3 exons.
UUUUGAUGGUUUAGUUGGUAACCCGCACUCAACCUAGAAGUGAACCAACAGAGAUCGCAUAGUUAGUAGCUUCUUCAACGGCAUUGUGGUUGUCCGUUCAUCGUUUUCCUGCCUGUAUUGACAGUGUUAGAUCGAUCGAUCGAAUUCAAUAGUAGCGUUGAAUUCUGAAUCGAUACAACGAAGGGACUAAUCGUCCGAAAAAAAUUUUACCAAGAGACAUACACACAUACAAAUUAAAGGAUUACGCGCACACGACCGGGAGUUGUGAUUGAAUUGUGCUCAAAAUGAGGAGCGCUUUUAUCAUUUUGGCGCUUUGCGUCGCCGGUAUUUUUGCGAAUGCCAGCACGGAUACACUUGUGAGGAAAGAACGCGCAGCUGAGGGCUAUGAUUAUCCUCCACCAGUUAUUCCAUUCCCCGAACCAACCAGAAGACCACCACCACAACCAACAUACUUACCACCCACUAACAAACCACAGCCACCAGCACCUAAGCCAACGACGCGUGCUCCACCACCACCGGUGACACGCCCACCACCUCCACCAACUUAUCUGCCACCAACCAACAAACCACAGCCACCAGCACCUAAGCCAACGACGCGUGCUCCACCACCACCGGUGACACGCCCACCACCUCCACCAACUUAUCUGCCACCAACCAACAAACCACAGCCACCAGCACCUAAGCCAACAACGCGACCACCACCACCGCCGGUAACACGUCCGCCAGCACCGAAGACAACUCGUCCUCCUCCACCAGUGACAAGGCCACCUCCAACAUACUUGCCGCCCACCAAUAAGCCACAGCCACCAGCACCGAAACCAACUACUCGACCACCACCACCAGUAACUCGUCCACCACCAGUGGAGCGUACCACAUACAUUUACCCCACACCAGAAAAUCCUCUAACUUAUCCUCCACCAACGAACAAACCACAACCUCCAGCACCAAAACCAACCACUCGCCCACCUCCACCACCACCACCACCAGUGACAAGACCACCACCAACUUACUUGCCACCAACCAACAAACCUCAGCCACCAGCACCGAAACCAACGACGCGUCCACCACCACCACCUGUAACUCGUCCACCAGCACCGAAGACAACUCGUCCUCCUCCUCCGGUAACGAGACCACCACCAACAUACUUGCCACCCACCAAUAAACCACAGCCUCCAGCACCAAAACCAACUACUCGUCCACCCCCACCAGUGACUCGCCCUCCCCCACCGAAGACAACGCGUCCCCCUCCUCCACCAGUGACUAGACCACCACCACCACGUACUACUCCAGGACCAACUUACCUGCCACCAACUAACAAACCACAGCCUCCAGCACCAAAACCAACUACUCGUCCACCACCACCACCAGUAACUCGUCCACCAGCACCGAAGACAACUCGUCCUCCUCCUCCGGUAACGAGACCACCACCAACUUACUUGCCACCAACCAACAAACCACAACCUCCAGCACCAAAACCAACUACUCGUCCACCACCACCACCUGUAACUCGUCCACCAGCACCGAAGACGACUCGUCCUCCCCCUCCGGUAACGAGACCACCACCAACUUACUUGCCACCAACCAACAAACCUCAGCCACCAGCACCUAAGCCAACUACUCGUCCACCACCACCAGUCACACGUCCACCAGCACCGAAGACAACACGUCCUCCUCCUCCAGUGACGAGGCCACCACCAACCUACUUACCACCCACAAAUAAACCACAACCACCAGCGCCUAAGCCAACUACUCGUCCACCACCACCAGUGACUCGUCCUCCACCACCCAAGACUACGCGUCCACCUCCUCCACCAGUAACAAGACCACCACCACCACGUACUACUCCAGGACCAACUUAUCUGCCACCAACCAACAAACCGCAGCCUCCAGCACCAAAACCAACUACUCGUCCACCACCACCACCUGUAACUCGACCACCAGCACCGAAGACAACUCGUCCUCCUCCUCCGGUAACGAGACCACCACCAACUUACUUGCCACCAACCAACAAACCUCAGCCACCAGCGCCUAAGCCAACUACUCGUCCACCACCACCAGUCACUCGUCCACCAGCACCGAAGACAACACGUCCUCCUCCUCCAGUGACGAGACCACCACCAACCUACUUACCACCCACAAACAAACCUCAGCCACCAGCACCUAAGCCAACAACUCGUCCACCCCCACCAGUGACCCGUCCUCCCCCACCGAAGACUACGCGUCCACCUCCUCCACCAGUAACAAGACCACCACCACCACGUACUACUCCAGGACCAACUUACCUGCCACCAACCAACAAACCUCAGCCUCCAGCACCAAAACCAACUACUCGUCCACCACCACCACCUGUAACUCGUCCACCAGCACCGAAGACAACUCGUCCUCCUCCUCCAGUGACUAGGCCACCACCAACAUACUUGCCUCCUACUAAUAAACCACAACCUCCAGCACCGAAACCAACUACUCGUCCACCACCACCAGUAACUCGUCCACCAGCACCGAAUACUACUCGUCCUCCUCCUCCAGUGACGAGACCACCCCCAACUUACUUGCCACCAACCAACAAACCACAACCACCAGCACCAAAACCAACUACUCGCCCACCCCCAUCACCAGUAACUCGUCCACCAGCACCGAAAACAACACGUCCUCCACCUCCAGUAACGAGGCCACCACCAACCUACUUGCCACCCACAAACAAACCCCAACCACCAGCGCCUAAACCAACUACUCGUCCACCUCCACCAGUGACUCGUCCACCCCCACCCAGGACGACACGUCCACCAGUGCCAGUGACGAAACCACCUCCAACCUACUUGCCACCCACCAAUAAACCACAGCCACCUGCGCCUAAGCCAACUACACGUCCACCACCACCAGUCACUCGUCCUCCACCACCACCAGUGACUCGUGUUCCACCCCCACCAGUGACACGCCCACCUCCACCACAGCCAAAACCAACCCCUAAGGAUGAAGGCUACAAAUACCCCGUGCCAAGCAUUCCUUUUGAAUACUAAGUGUCAACUGUAACAGUUGUCUUGCACAAUUUUAUGAUAAGAGAGAUAGCCUGCGAUUUUUAAAAGUUAUACAACAAAGUCGUGAAGCUCCUUAACGCCGAAAGCUAAAAAUCUAGCGAUGUGGUACCAAGAUUCAAACUAGGGCUAGAUUUAUCUAGUCAAAACAUUAUGAGAAGGUUAUUUUUGCUUUCGACUCCAAAAGAGCUCUAGCAAGAAUUCCAAAUGUGUUUUCUUUUUGUUUUAUGCUUAAAAAUACUCUUACAGUUAGAAAUACUUAUUUUAUAAAAAAAAAAUUACGAUUUUGUUUUGUAUUUUGGAUGUAACUUUUCAAUUUUUGUAAGCCAAAA